This is a messenger RNA of Scheffersomyces amazonensis, 1552 nucleotides long. RefSeq lists its product as uncharacterized. The record is from RefSeq and is a predicted model, not a curated record. NCBI's taxonomy places the organism in Eukaryota, Fungi, Ascomycota, Pichiomycetes, Serinales, Debaryomycetaceae. The transcript has a single exon. The coding region runs from base 94 to 1500 and encodes 468 amino acids.
AAAAAAAUUUAGCUCUAUCGAAGAUUUGAAUAUCUAUCUUCAUAGAUCAAUAUAAUAAAUACAUAAGAGUCUAUAGUGUGUGUGAAUUAUUAAAUGCUUUCUAGAAUAUCUUUUGGAAGAAUUAGUCGAAGGACAUACCUGGGAUUUCAGUCACCUUUACUGUUUAUACCGAAUGAAGAUAAACACAUAUUUGAAAGUGAAAAACUUACACCAGAACAAAAUGAAUCUGCUAUUCCAGAUAAACCAAUACUAGAAAAUGUUACGAAAUAUAGUCAUGAAAUAGUUAAUCCUGAAGAUAUAGCCGAUGUUUUAACUAGACCAGAUGAAAAUGAUUUUGUAGUUACAUUACUUUCUAAAGAUGGUAUAUUUUUAGGAAAUCCAAACCAUAAACUCAUCAACAAAGAUUCAUCUAAAGAUAGUCAUGCACCAGAAUUUCAUUUUUCAAAUAUAGCUUCUAGUUGGAUUGAAGUAUUUAAUAAAAGUAUUAUUCCACUUAAUGAAGUGACAGAUUCAUCUUCGAUUUUGAAAGGUCAUAUCAAUAAAGAUUCAUUUAAACAAAUAUCAAAGAGAAAACAUGAAUUUUGCAAAACUAAUCCAAACUUUUACAAUGCUACGACCUUGAAAGCAUUUUUCAGUUCCAUAAGGGCUUUUGAAAAUAGUGAAAGAAACUUACUGGGUUUAGUUUCACCAACCGAGUUGCAAAAGACUGUCACAUUUGAAAAUACUAUUUUUUACUUACUUAAUGAAGACGAGGUAUUAAAUGAUGAUAAAAAUUUUGCUGCUGUUCUUGAAUUUUUAAUGACCUAUAAUGAGUUUUCUUCCGUUGCUAAGUUAACAUUAUUCUUAGACCAUCUCAUUAAUUACCUCAGUAAGUCUGCAUCAAUUGAUAAAAUCAAGUCAUUCAGAAAUUUCUUUAAUGCAACAUUUCCUAAUCUUAAUUUAAUUGAAGAUUUAGAUGCUAAGCUGGUUGAUAAAUUAGCAAUGUUAUUAUCAAAAUCAGGUGAAAUAAAACUUGCUCAAAAACUUUUAAUAUUGUUAGUAGAAAAUAAACGAGUUAAUCCUUCUCAGGAAACACUUGACUCAUAUUUGUUAGCUUAUGAACAAUUUGGUGAACAGUCAAAGGAGGAAUUUCUUCGAAAUUUCAGUUCACUCAAACCAAUUUUCUUCAAUCAGAAAUUAAGUUCUAUUUCAUUUCAAAUAUUAUUAAACAGAGCCAUAUAUGAUAUAGAAGAUUUUCAUCACUUUAUUAAUUUAGUCAGUAAUGCUGAUAAUUCUGAAUCUUUAUUUACUAACUUUCAAAACGAUAUAUUUCAAAAGUUGCGUAUAAUUCAUAAUGAAAAUGAUUAUUCAAAAUCUAUCAAAGCUCUCAAUUAUAUUCAAUUGAUUAAAAGACUCCAGACUAAGGAAUCCUUAAAGUUUAAUGUCCCAACUAAGGAACUUCUUAGUCAAAUAUUUAAAGAGUUAGAAUUAAAUUCAGAACAAAUUCUUGAAAAUUUAUGAAAACCCAUGUAAAUUUAUAUUUUGUAAAUAGCUAAUUAAUAUAAAAUACAAC